This is a messenger RNA of Rhododendron vialii, 2024 nucleotides long. RefSeq lists its product as uncharacterized. Lineage: Eukaryota; Viridiplantae; Streptophyta; Magnoliopsida; Ericales; Ericaceae. The transcript is spliced from 6 exons. Bases 619 to 1776 code for a protein of 385 amino acids. The record is from RefSeq and is a predicted model, not a curated record.
AUUAGGCUCAAUUUGAAUUAAUUUUUGCACAUUGUAUGUGAUUUAGGCACAAUGCAAUCACUGUAAGAAGUCUCAAGAUGUGCAGUUGAAGAAAGAUGACAAUCCAAUUGUGAUCCAUUGCAACUGUAAAGAAAACAGAGGAAACUCAGGAAAGCCAUGUUUGCAUAGGGGCAGGAUAUGGGGAAGAAGAGAUCGUAACCAAAGUCAUGAUUGGGUGCCGUUGGCGUUGCCGUCGUACAAGACGGGUACCGCUGUGAUGAGAGCAGAAUUAAUGGGAGAAUUUCGAUUGGAAAGCUCGUUGUCUCUAAGCGGCCCGGUAGACCUAAGUGAAACCAACAACGAGUGGAUUUCCUUGAUGAACAAGCCCAAUUCAACACACGACAAGUUCAUAAAGAAAUUCCAGCUUAGAAAUGGCCAUUACCGUGCAUCGACACCAACAUGGAUGGAUCCAGAUUAUGGCCUACACUUUGAUCCGAUCGAAUGGAAAAAUGAAUCGGAGCGUCCAUAUAUUACUGUUAGUGGCAGUACUGAAAGAGUUACGGUUGGCAUCCCUCAACUUGAAAAUUUGGACGUAGUUCCUAAUUCCAGGAGCAAGAUAUAAGAGAUAGUUGGUCCGAGAUGUGUUCUGAGGCCGCUUCUUCAUUUAUGAGCUACGCAACCCCAAUCGGCACAUCGCAGUGCGAUUUUAGGAACUUGAAAAAAGUUUGUUUCAAUCAAACUACUGGACUAGAGGUUGCUAUGAUCAGGAGGUUGACUCGCACUUGUUCUCAUCUUGAGGAAUUAAGUUUAAGUCACUGUCCUUUGUCGGAUACAUCUUUGUUUGUAUCAAGCAAAACAAUCAAGACUCUCAAGAUCGACUUUUGCCUCGGUCUCAGGUUUCUUUAUAUAAAAUUGCCCAUGGUUGAGACAUUGAUCGUGAGCUCUCAAUUAGGGGUAGAUAUCUUUGAUGACCUAAUGCCUGGUAACCUUGCAUUCGAGCGCAUGGUACGUAGGAAGAAAAUGACCGCGGAAGAAGAGUUAGAUGCAGAGUUUGAUGCAACAUUUGAUGUCGAUAUCUACCCGGAAAAUUCUGAGAUCCGCAACACAGUUGAAGACAUAUGUCUCGUGGGCUAUGAAUUUAUGGACACAGACCUGUCGAGCUUCUUAUUUUGUCCGAGAUUGAAGAGGUUUGGUCUGGUGAGAUUGAAGAGACUAGAGGAGCAAAUAGGACUCGAUAAACUAUUAGUUCUCUUCAAAAGAAACUCGAUGGUGAGCUUUUGCAUUGUUGAAGAAAAACUUGUCUCGAAUUGGGUUGAUACAUGGAAUACGUUCCGGUUUUCGUGGCUGUUCAAUGAAGUCCAAAGUCUAAACUUGCUCACCUACUCUGAUGCGAAUUUAGUCGCACGAGGUGAAGAAGGUGCACUGUGCAAUCUCAAAGAAUUAAGAAUCACGGUGAUAUCUACUUAUGAAGAGGAAGCCUUUGGGAACAUACUGGGAGCUUUACUUAAUAGGUUUCCACACCUAGAGAGGUUAUACAUUAAGUCCGGUGCCCAAAAUAUCUACAAAUUGUUACAGUUUCAAUAUAAGAAUGGGGAGAGAACUCACCAGGGCUGCAAUUUCAGCACUUGGGCAAGAAGGGUCAGAAAAGUAAUCUACACCAACCUAACUGCAGAAGAGGCACGACAGUUGCGCACUAUGCAACAACUAGACGUUGAACUUGGUCAAGGUGAGGAGGUGUUGGAUGACACAAAAUUCCUCUGGGAACAAGUUGAAGACUUUGCUAAACGAGUUGCCUAGACUCUCUCGCACGAGAAACAAAUUAUGGCCGAAUUGUUGGGUUUUUUUGUUUUUUGUUUUUGUUUUGGUUAUAAGAUGAAAACAGGUGAAGGAAAAACAUCAGUAUGGAGUAUUAUUGUUUAUGAUUCUGUUUGAAUGUCCGCGACUUCUGUGUGUUCCCGCAAUUGGAGGGAUUGCCUUUCUUAGUGUGUUUGGAAUUACCUUUAGGGGUUGUUUGAUAUGAGAUACGGAAUUGGAUUACAAAUCUA